Choloepus didactylus (southern two-toed sloth) is the source of this 1494-nucleotide messenger RNA. RefSeq names its product family with sequence similarity 166 member C (gene CIMIP2C). The record is from RefSeq and is a predicted model, not a curated record. The transcript is spliced from 4 exons. NCBI's taxonomy places the organism in Eukaryota, Metazoa, Chordata, Mammalia, Pilosa, Megalonychidae. The coding region runs from base 37 to 642 and encodes 201 amino acids.
AGCGCGGGGGCUCAGCGCGCGCUCGCCGCACCCAGCAUGGCCUCUCGCAGCGCGGGCACCCUCCUGACCGAGUUCAAUGCCGCCUAUGUGCCCCCCGGCCUCAUGCCCGGGUACCAAGGCCAUGUUCCCAGUGUGGCCUUCUCCUUCGGCUCCACCUAUGGCAACACCACUCUCAGGUACUUCCAGGACCAACGCAACAUGGCCAUGGAGAAGAGCCACACGUCCUACAGCAAAGGGGGCCACUUCCCGACCAUCUUCUCCCCAAACCCCAACCUCGUGCUGAGUAACCGCUCCCGCACCUGGGGCCGCUGGCUGCACAUCCCCAGCUACACCCGCUUCAACCUGGACAGUGACCGCUCCAACGAGCUCGUGCAUUUCUACCAGAUGGUACAGCAGCACCGAGAGCACUAUCAAGACAAGACGGGCAUGGCACCCCGGGUCCCCUACUUCGUGCUGCCUGUGAGAGAGCCUGCCCGGUACCCCAUCCCCACCGACCUGCCUCCUCUGACCCCAAAGAACAAGUGGCACCUUUUAAGGGUGUCCCCCGAGAACCUGAGGACCUACCAGACGUUCCCAUCAGGGAAGAGGGUCUCCCCACGGGAGCGGCAGAAGAGGGACUGCUACUUUGAGUUCAGAGCGUGAGGCCAGCCUGCUGAUGUCUAGCAGCCUUGGCCCUGAUCGGGUGGCUCGUUUGCAAUAAAAUCUUAAGCCAUGAUCAUCCCUGGGUCCCAGGAACAUCUAAUCAGAGCAGGAUAGCGCCUCUGAAGGUCACACAGCAUUGGGUCUUAGGGCCUGUGGAAAGGUCAGCCCAAGGGAUUCAAGCCAAGAAAAGGCACUGUCCAGCUACCUGCCAGACCACCACCCUCUCUCCCAGGGUGAGGGCAGGAAGAGCAGAGAAGUGGAGGGUUCCCAAGUCUUGGCGGCAGGCCACUCAGGUGCAGAGAUCCCUGCCACCUGCUUCCACUGGCCCAAUCAAGGAAGCCCGAUUAUGUACAUCUGAGAAUGAGGAUGAAGUGAUCCCAGAAAAAUUGCGCUGAGUGUCCAGUGGAAAGGAAUUCCCAUUUGGGCUCCAACUCCACAUCGUUUAGUCUGUGUGAUAACUUUGUAAGGGAGGUAUUACUAUCCCCACUUUACUGAUAAAGAGACUGAGGGUCAGAGAGGUUGAGAAAGUUUCCUAAGGUCACGCAUCUCAUGAGACAGCCAGGAUUUGAGUCAAGGUCUUUCUGACUCCUGUGCCCCUGAUUUUUGGGGCUGCAUUUCCUGCUUAUGACCCACCUGGAGGCUGAAGCUCCCUGGGGUGGGCGGUGCCCCAGAGAAGAAGCUGUGUAAAGCAGCUGUUUCCAUUGCAUUCUGCCAGACGGCAUGCACAGGCAUCAGCUGCUACCCUCAAGACCAUUUCUAGAAGGGUUUGUGAGGGAGUGAAUCAGGACUAACCCACCUCUUCAAGGAAUCGCUAUGUUUCAGGGGCUUCUAGGUCAGAAGUGGACACCUGGA